AUGCUACCAGCCGCUCUUCGACGACGCCUUAAUCGCUUGAACAAUUUCCAGUCGAGUUUCCUCGCUCCUCUGGACGGAGCCGAUUCAACACAAUAUUCGGGCCUGGCUUACACUCCAGAGCUUGACUUUGCUUCAUCGCGCCCGACUUCUGCAGGCAGUAAAGGCUCGACAGUUUCCGUCUCGGCGAAUACCUCUGGCUCUUCGACGCCUGACAUGGAUAGACCGUCCGCUUUGACUACUUACGAAAGUAGCUCGGGUCUGCGCUGGAAUAGAGUGGUGCCUGCAUUCUCACUCCUUCGAAAUGCCGGUUUCGAGGCUCAGCAACCGAACUCGGAUACUCGUCUCGUCCGAAGUCUUUUUAUCGAUGGGGUAGGCUACUUGCUAGAAGCACUCCCUUCGGAUCUGACUGAUGACGAGGCUCGAUCAAUUCACGAUCGACUUCCGGAUGCGAUCAAAGCGAAUACGGAUAAGUUUCCCGGCUCAUCCUCACAUAACAGUCACGUCGUAGCGAACUCGCCGUCGUAUUUGCAUCGGUUGAUUGCUACUGUGAUUGUGUACUGCUUCAUAUUCGCACAGUUAAUCCUCCCGUACGCAAAAGUGUUGUUGAAUUCCAUAUAUACAUACGAGCGGAGGUAUCACGUCACUGAGAGGGUUCUCGCGGCCGCUCUGGAAACAGCCGACGGAGUGGGCAAAGGCGCUGGUAAUAUCGGUUCGACGCUUACGACUUUGAGCGAGGGAAAAUUGUUCUCUGCGCUAUGUACGCUGACAGCCUGGACGAUUGAGUCGGUUGCUGGCGGUGUCUAUGAAGGAGUCAAUGAGGGGCUCGCCAUCCUAGGAACCACGCAUCGGCCGACCGAAGUAGCACGGCAGAAGCCUUCGUAG
Talaromyces amestolkiae is the source of this 882-nucleotide messenger RNA. RefSeq lists its product as uncharacterized. NCBI's taxonomy places the organism in Eukaryota, Fungi, Ascomycota, Eurotiomycetes, Eurotiales, Trichocomaceae. The transcript is spliced from 2 exons. Bases 1 to 882 code for a protein of 293 amino acids. The record is from RefSeq and is a predicted model, not a curated record.